AUGGCUACUAGUUCUAGCGACGAUGGCUUCGAGAUAAUCGAAGACCAUCAGAUCCCUUUGCGGCCUGCUAACGCUGGCACGACUGCCGUUACAGAGAACCUGACGCAAGAGCCUAUACUAACUAUACACUCCAUUCCUAACAAAGAUUCUAUGAUCGUCUCUAUCCAGCCCCCCCUCAAGCCAGAGAACGAUGUACCACAUGUUCCUUGUGACAUUGUUCUCGUAAUUGACAUCUCUGGGAGUAUGAAUUCCUCGGCUCCUAUACCGACUGGUGAGAGAGGUGGCGAGGAUACAGGUUUGAGCAUCUUGGACUUGACGAAGCAUGCGGCCAGGACAAUUAUCGAAACUCUCAAUGAAAAUGAUAGGCUUGCAGUGGUUACCUUCUGCACCGAGGUGAAGGUUGCUUUUGAGCUUGAUUUCAUGAAUAAAGAAAACAAGUCAAUGGUGUUAAGGGCCAUUAAUAAACUCUACGGCACUAGCUCAACCAACUUAUGGCAUGGGAUAAAAGAAGGCCUGAAGGUUCUCACUGCCACUCCAGUCCGGGAAAAUGUACAAUCUCUGCUUGUUUUGACGGAUGGUGCACCCAACCAUAUGUGCCCUGCCCAAGGCUAUGUGCCUAAAUUGCGUCAGACGCUGUUGGACCACCGUAACUCAACAGGAAGCCUGCCGCUAAUCCAUACAUUUGGCUUUGGGUACUAUCUCCGCUCACCAUUGUUACAGUCCAUUGCUGAAAUUGGCGGUGGCAUCUUCGCAUUCAUACCGGAUGCUGGUAUGAUUGGAACUGUGUUCGUUCAUGCUGUUGCAAAUUUAUUUUCAACAUUCACACCCCAAGCAAAGCUUAUCCUCCAAGGGGAUUCUUCUUCAGAGCUCCGCGUAGAUCUGGGAAGUAAACCCGGCUUGGAAUUAGAAAAGUCAACCGGCAAUGGAAUAUCGCUGAGGCUUGGAAGCCUUCGAUAUGGCCAGUCCCGGGACAUUAUUAUUCAUUAUGGUAAAUCAUCAAAGAGUCGCACAGUCAAUAUGCAAGGCAAACUUGUUUAUACUGCCGGUGGCGAGACGAGGGAGAUUGAGGUGCAAAAAAUGGCUCACAUCGAUGAGAUCUCUGUAUCUCAGGCUGUGUGCGAUUACCAUCUUAUGCGUUCAAGGCUUUGUACACUUCUAAGGACUUUCCAUCCACUUGAAGAUACAGCGGAGAACUUCAACUUCCCUACUACAGAUAUUGAAGAUAUUCGAACAAAGCUAGAAAGCCUGGCUACUGAAAUCAAAGGUCUCAGCCAGUCUGAUGAAUAUAAUCUGAGCCUCUUCGAGGACAUCGCUGGUGAAUCACCACAUGGGCAAAUAAGCAUGGCAUUGUCGUCUACGGAGUUCUAUGGCCGCUGGGGCCAGCACUAUCUCCUUUCGAUCCUCAACGCACAUGUAAAUCAGUUAUGCAAUAGCUUCAAGGAUUCAGGCCCACUGAUGUAUGGGAAAGACUCCCCUCUGUUCAACAAGUGUCGGACUGAGCUUGACGAAGUGUUUGACAACUUACCACCGCCUAAGCCAUCGCGCUCCGUCCCGACCUUACCCCCUGGCGUAUCUCGCCCUGCAAUGCGUAUGUCUCAUUAUAACCGAUCUAGCGGACCAUGCUUUACAGGAAGCUGCCGCGUCCGACUUGCCGGUAGCGGAAGUGAGCGUGUCAGUCCUACUAUUCCUAUUGAAUACCUACGUCCACCUGUUUCCGUAUGGACUCCACAGGGGCCGCGCAAAGUUAGGGCCGUUUUACAGAGCAUUGUGAAGGACGUUGAAAUCUGUGAAAUCGACUGUCUCCAAAUCACACCAUGGCAUCCAAUGAAAUUUCAGGGUAAAUGGGAGUACCCCAUAAAUAUGACCAACGGAGAUGCUCAAGCCUUCUCAGGAAACAUAUACUCAGUUUUGCUUGAACCUGAUUCCAACCCUGACGCACAUGCUAUUAUGGUGGAAGAUCAUAUCUGUGUCACCCUGGGUCAUGGAAUCCUGCAAGGUGAUAUACGCGCGCACGAACUAUUUGGCAACUACCAACUUGUUAUAAAGCAGCUGGAAUUGCUCCCAAAGCUUCCCAAUGGGUUGCUGCACUGUGUCGGCGUGGAAAGGUCGCCUGAAUCAGGCCGCAUCUGUGGGCUCAUUGGAUACAAUCACCUUCUCAAGGCAGAGCCGAAGUGUCAAGUUGAUGGAAGUUAUACUGGUAGUAUCAGGGUUACGUCUAUUUAA
This is a messenger RNA of Nannizzia gypsea CBS 118893, 2223 nucleotides long. Its product is annotated as U-box domain-containing protein. Bases 1 to 2223 code for a protein of 740 amino acids. The transcript is spliced from 5 exons. Lineage: Eukaryota; Fungi; Ascomycota; Eurotiomycetes; Onygenales; Arthrodermataceae. The record is from RefSeq and is a predicted model, not a curated record.